AUGGAAAGGCAUCAGAUGGUGGUGUAUUUCAAGAAAGUUUUUUUUGAAGCAGUAGAAAACAAUACUCUAAAUACCCCAGAUGAUGUUGUUUUUGUAGCUGAUGUCGCAUUUCUGAUCAAGACUUAUUUGAUGAAGCCAUACAACAGAAGAAAUUUAACAAGAGAACAAGCAAUUUUCAACUAUAGAUUAUCCAGGGCUAGAAGAAUAUCAAAAUAUGCUUUUAGUAUACUUGUGAGCAAAUUUAGAAUUUUUGAAAGACCAAUCCCAUUGAUACCUCAUAAAGUCAAUAAAAUUGUUCUCGCUUGUUGUGCAAUACAUAAUUGGUUAUGA
Messenger RNA from Cinara cedri, 330 nucleotides. Lineage: Eukaryota; Metazoa; Arthropoda; Insecta; Hemiptera; Aphididae. The record is from the annotation of a GenBank genome assembly.